GAGGGGCCGAAGCGAGUGGCGGUGCCAAUUGUGGUGAUGCAGGACCACACUCGCGAUCUGGAGGACGAGCGCUCCUCCCCCUCCCGCUGGGUGGACACGGAUGCCGUACAGAUGGCGCUGGACGAGCUGCUGCCCGCGCACGUGCAGGGGGCGGUGUCUGUGAGCCGCCACCUGUUGAGCCAUCACAAGGAGCUGGCGGCGGCACUGGUGAAGGCACGGCAGUCCAGGUCCGCCGCCGUGCUAGCUCAGCCCCCCUCCUCCGGCCUGCACCGCAGCCUCACCUCUUGGCUGUCCCCGCGCGCACUGCUGCGGGAGGUGCGCCGGGCGCUGCGGGACGAGGAGCUGCUGGCGGGUCUGGCGCCGGCGGUUGGGGAGGACUACGUGGCGAUGCUGGGGGAGAUGGAGGACGUGGGGGAGUUUAUUGAGGGGAAGCGGCACGAGACCAAGGUCCUGCCCGUGUUCGUGUUCUCGCUGGAGCGCGCCCCGGACCAGCUGCUGCUUGAGGGCGGGCAGCUGGCGGCGGCGGGACCGGACGUGGUGGCGGUGCUGCAGCUGCUGGGCAGUCCCUCCCUGGAUGACUACUCCCGCGGCCGUGUCUACAGCGGCCACAUGAGCGAGGGCCACCACCUGCUGAUGGACGCGGGGGAGGCGCCCACGCGCGCCAUCAUCGCCGGCCUGGCCACCGCGCUGGGCGGGGUGGUGCCUCCGCAGCAGCGGGUGUGUGGCGCGGAGGGGCAGGUGGUGGAGGACUGGCGCUGGGCGGUGGGGGCGGUGCCCUGGGGACCGUACGGCAACUACACGGGGAUCAGCUCCAUCUUCGCCGCCACCGUGCACCGCAACCUGCUGCUAGCGCGCAUAGAGCGGCCGCUGAGGCGCCUGAUCGCCUCCCUGGAGCGGCUGGACGCCUUCAUUGCGACACACCUGCAGGGACCCUUCGCCUUCCUGCACCGCAAGCAGCCCCACCCCUCCGCCUCCUCCUCGGAUACGGACUCGGUGUCCUUCUCUCGGAUGCUGCCGCAGCACCACUUGCUGGACGAUCUGGCCAGGCAGCACCUGCGCUACCAGAACGACUCCUCCCCCGCCGCCCUCCUGCGCUCCCUGGUCGCCCCCGCCGCCGCACUCAAGGCCCGCCUCACCUCCGCCGCCUCCUCCAACACCUCCUCCUCCCCCACCUCCUCGCCUCACGAGGAGGCGGGCGGGGACCAUGGGGAGCAUUACCACAGUGAUGGAGGAGAGGAGGGGCAGCAGCAGAAAGAGGGGCAACAGCAGCAGCAGCAGCAGGGGGUGGAGGACCUGGUUGCGGACCAGCAGGUGCUCAGUCCCAACGUGGCGCAGAGGCUCAAGGAGUCUCUGGACCGCAUCGGAGAGCAGUUGGAGCAAAUCGGCUUCCUCCUGUACAGUCGCAGCUGGGCCGAGCUAGAUGACCAACUGCCCCUGCUGGCGGCCGCCGUGGACGCCUUCACAGCAGCUGUGGACUCGGAUCUCCGUACGGCAACUGAAGUACUCGAAUGCUGCGCAGUACGACACGAACCGUACGGCAACAGCGGCAUGUGGUUUGCCGUACUUGUGAUCGUGCUGGCUUUGGUUGGGUUUGGGGUAGCUGCGGGGGUUGCGAUUCGGAGUCAAGAGGUG
This is a messenger RNA of Astrephomene gubernaculifera, 1632 nucleotides long. Lineage: Eukaryota; Viridiplantae; Chlorophyta; Chlorophyceae; Chlamydomonadales; Astrephomenaceae. The record is from the annotation of a GenBank genome assembly.